Messenger RNA from Emericellopsis atlantica, 726 nucleotides. Its product is annotated as vacuolar protein sorting-associated. The transcript has 2 exons. NCBI's taxonomy places the organism in Eukaryota, Fungi, Ascomycota, Sordariomycetes, Hypocreales, Bionectriaceae. Gene Ontology annotation, biological process: protein transport to vacuole involved in ubiquitin-dependent protein catabolic process via the multivesicular body sorting pathway. The record is from RefSeq and is a predicted model, not a curated record. Gene Ontology annotation, cellular component: ESCRT I complex. Gene Ontology annotation, molecular function: protein-containing complex binding. Bases 1 to 726 code for a protein of 241 amino acids.
AUGAUCCCCCGACCCCAGAGCUACGCGCCGACGCCGCAUAGCUAUGUUCCCAACACGUCCCUCAAUGCGACCAUCAAUCUCGACGAGGAGGUCAAGCUGACCUCAACGCGCGCCGAGCGCGAUCUGCAAGAAUCCCUUGCCGAGCUAUUCAGCAUCAUUGUUACUUUGGACGAGCUCGAAAAGGCUUUUCUGAAAGACGCGGUUCCCGAGAGCGAGUACACUGAGAUUUGCGAGCGUUCCCUGAGGCAGUACAAGGCGCUGCUGGCGGAUGAGACGAUUGCAAAGGAGUUUCAGGGACUGGAGGAGUUCAAGGCACGAUGGGAGCUCGAAGUGCCUCGCGCGACCGAGCGAUUGCGGGUGGGCAUGCCCUCGACUACGGUGACAGCUGGCUCUUCCGCGCCCAGCCAGCCACAACAACAGUCCUCCUCGUCGAAUAACACAAGCGGUGUUCUCAUCUUGGAAGCGACUCAGGAAUUUAUCACGUUUCUUGACGCCGUCAAGCUGGGUCUCUUGUCGAAAGACCAGCUGCAUCCACUGCUCUCGGAUGUCAUUCAAUCCGUCAACAAAGUCACCGACAAGGACUUUGAUAACCGGGGCAAGAUUGUCCAGUGGCUCAUCACAUUGAACCAGAUGAAAGCUACAGAGGAACUGAGCGAAGGUCAAGCGCGAGAGCUGGAGAUGGAUAUCCAGCAAGCCUACAAUGGCUUCCGGUCCACUCUGACGUGA